Molecule: messenger RNA, 986 nt
Organism: Chrysoperla carnea
Lineage: Eukaryota; Metazoa; Arthropoda; Insecta; Neuroptera; Chrysopidae
Gene: HSPBAP1
Product: HSPB1-associated protein 1
Exons: 5
Molecular function (GO): 2-oxoglutarate-dependent dioxygenase activity
Source: RefSeq, a predicted model, not a curated record
UGAUAAAUAUGAAUAAAAAACCAGAAGCAUACGAGUUAAAAAAUGUGAUUGAUAAUGCAAAAGAACCACUAGUUUUUAAAAAUAUUAUUAAUUUUUUUAAUAAUUGGACAAUGAAUUUAUGGAGGAGUGAAUUUAAGGAUUUACAAUUACCUUUUCGAAAAGGAUACAAUUCAAUAUGCAAGUGUGGAAAGAACCAUCCCCAAUGGGAACGAUUUACAGAAACAGUAUAUUUAACAUUUGAUGAAUUUUUAAAAUUAUCGGAUAAUAUUUGUAAUUAUUGGUAUUAUUUUGACUAUAAACGUAUGGUCGAAUGGUUUUCAACGUCUUCGAAUAUUAUGAAGAAUAUAAGUUGGUCAGAUUUUGGGUAUGCUGAUGUCACCGGAUUAGAGAGUACUAUUUGGAUUGGUAGCAAAGGUGCACAUACACCUUGUCAUAUUGAUACUUAUGAGAAUAAUUUAGUACUACAAGUAUUUGGUGAAAAAAAAUGGAUAUUAUUUCCACCAAACACAGAUUUAAAACCUACAAGAAUACCAUAUGAAGAAUCCAGUAUUUAUAGCAAAAUUAAUUUUUUUCAUCCAGAUAUGAAUGAUUUAAUUGGAUUAAAAGGUGGACGUGAAGUUUUAUUAAAACCUGGUGAUGUGUUGUUUGUGCCACAAGGAUGGUGGCAUUAUGUAGAAAAUGUUUCUAAUGUUGCAAUCAGUAUUAAUGUUUGGAUUCCAACGACUCAAGAAAAGGAAACUCAUCUACACGAAUCAAUCGUACAAUUACUAGUUGCUCAAUUGACCAAAAGUUUACCAGAUACAUGUAACAAAUUAUUAAUAAAUCCAAAUAAUGAAGAUAUUUUUUUACAACCAUUAACAAUAUUAUAUGAACAAAUCAAAUAUUGCCUUAAUAAUUCAUGUAAACAACAAAAUAUUGCCACUGCCACUGUUGUUGUUAAUAAAUCAAAUAAUGAAUCAAAAAGCAAUAAUAGCAUUAUUGAAUUG